UUUCAUCGAUGGAGGGGAAUACACACGAGUGGAGUGGUUUGGCUUUUCCUGUUAAUAGCAGUGGUGUGCAGUUCACCCACUUUUUACAGCUAUUCCUUCGUUCUUCGACCCGAUUAUUAUUAUGAAUUUAUCUCGUAUUUGGUUUAUUUUUCGGCACUUCUUGUGCUCUUUCUUCUCUCUUGUUUCGCCGAUUCGUUGCCGAAAUACACACUGACUGCCAGCGAAUCGGACGCUGCGGAAGUGGUCUCUCCUGAAUCUGACGUCCAACAGGACUCUCCCGAAAUCGAGGCAUCAUUUCUGUCCAAAUUGACGUUUUGGUGGUUCAAUGGGUUAGCCAUUAAAGGCUAUCGCAAAGGAUUAACGAGUUCUGACUUAUGGAAACUAAACGAAGACAACAAAACCAAUACAAUUGCCCCACAAUUUGACAAGAAUUGGUUGAAACAGUUGCCAAAGUCGAGAACUGAGAGUCAGAAUAUGGUCUCCUAUCAUAAUAAUGAAGCAAAGAUUGAGACCAAAGUUAUUAAACCGACUAAAAAUCCGGGAGUCGUUACCACUUUGAUGAAGACAUUUGGGAGCUAUUUCAUGACGGGCGCGGUCUUCAAGCUAUUGCACGAUCUCUUGCAGUUUGUUUCGCCACAACUUCUUAAAAUGCUGAUAGUGUUUGUGUCAAAGCCGAGUGCGUUAGAGCCCGUAUGGCACGGAUACUUCAUUGCACUCAUACUUUUCCUGACGGCAUGUGUGCAGUCAUUAAUGCUUAACUAUUACUUCAAUGUGAUGUUUGUGAUCGGAAUGCGAGUGCGAACGGCGCUCACGUCUGCGAUAUACCGAAAGUCAUUAAAUCUAAGCAAUUCUGCCCGAAAGGGGACCACAACCGGAGAGAUUGUGAAUCUCAUGUCUGUCGACGCGCAGCGUUUUGUUGAUUUAUUAACGUUUAUAAACCUGGUUUGGUCGGCACCGCUUCAGAUAUUUCUGGCCCUUUUCUUCUUGUGGCAAGAGUUGGGGCCAUCAGUAUUGGCCGGACUCGCAGUUAUGAUACUUAUGCUACCGUUGAACGCAUUGUUGGCCACAUAUCAGCGAAAAUUGCAAAUAAAGCAAAUGAAAGAAAAGGACGAAAGAGUGAAAACAAUGAAUGAGAUAUUGAAUGGCAUUCGUGUUAUCAAACUGUACGCCUGGGAGAAGUCGUUUAUGGAGAAUGUGUUUAGAAUCCGAAACAUUGAGUUAACAAAUCUCCGAAAUAUGGCUUAUUUGAGUUGUGUCUCCACUUUUCUCUGGACUUGUGCCCCGUUUUUGGUGUCUUUGGUUACGUUUGCAUUGUAUGUAUUGAUUGAUGAGAACAAUGUAUUGGAUGCCCAGAAGGCAUUUGUAUCGCUGGCGUUGUUUAAUCUGUUGCGCUUUCCGAUGACAAUGUUGCCACAGAUGAUUACUUUCAUUGUUAUGACGUCUGUUUCGGUUAAAAGAUUGAAUAAGUUUUUUAAUUCGUCUCAAUUGGAAAAGUAUGUGACAAAAAAUGAAGACACGGAUGCUAUCACUAUAGAGAGGGGAACAUUCACUUGGAAUACAAAAGCAGAAUCGGAUUCUACUGAUAAAACUGGAGACGAAGACAAAACUGAUAUUCCCGUUGCGAACACAUUGAUCGACAUAAACCUGAAAAUACCAAAAGGAUCUCUUGUGGCAGUGGUUGGAUCGGUCGGAUCCGGAAAAAGUUCAUUAAUAAGUGCAAUAUUAGGCGAAAUGGAUUGCGUUAGCGGUAACGUCAACAUCAAUGGCAGUUCAAAGAUAGCGUAUGUCUCACAACAGGCGUGGAUUCAAAACGCGACGCUUAAGAAUAAUAUAGUAUUUGGGAAUAAAGUGGAGAAACAGAAAUACGACAAAAUCAUAAAGUCAUGUGCUUUGGGACCGGAUCUGGCAAUGCUUCCCGGGGGUGACAACACAGAGAUCGGCGAAAAGGGCAUCAAUUUGUCGGGCGGUCAGAAGCAGAGAGUGUCGGUCGCGCGCGCCUGUUAUUCAGACGCCGAUAUUGUUUUAAUGGACGACCCGUUGUCUGCCGUCGACUCACACGUCGCGAAACACAUGUUUGAGAAAGUGUUGAGUAAUGAUAAGGGAUUUCUUCGAGAAAAAACACGUCUUUUGAUUACAAAUAAUCUGAGUUUUCUUCCAUUCGUCGACUCUGUUGUUGUUGUAAAAGAUGGGAGAAUUCACGAAACGGGAACUUACGAGCAGUUAAUGGCAAAUAAGGGCGACUUUUCUGACUUUAUUCAAGAAUUCUCUACUGAACACAAGGAAAGCAAUGGACCGAUGCUUCUGAACCGCCAGGAAUCGGUUAUUAGUGAAAAGAUGGGCCGAUCUCUCAGUAUUGAAAAAGACGCCGAAAUUGAAAAAACUAAAUUAAUUGAAACGGAAAAGACAGAGACGGGAAAAGUGAAGUUUUCUAUUUAUAUGCGCUAUUUUAAAGCCCUUACAUGGCUUUGGCUCGUGAUUGUGGUGAUUGGGAUGGUUGGCAUGCAAUUGGCGAGCGUUGGAUCAAACGUAUGGUUAGCCGUUUGGUCUAAUGAUAAGCCUAUUAACGGCACGCAAGACACCGACCAGAGAAAUAUGAGACUCGGAGUUUACGGCCUUCUCGGAGCCGCACAAGCAUUUCUGGUAAUGUUCGCGGCGUAUGGGAUGGCGAGGGGAACAGUAAUCGCUUCCCGUUCUCUCCAUAAUAGCCUUUUGGAUCGAAUACUUCGGUCUCCGAUGUCUUUCUUUGAUACGACACCUCAGGGAAGAAUUGUGAACCGAUUUAGUAAAGACAUAGAUGUCGUCGACUCCACUAUUCCGCAUACUAUAAGGGGUUGGAUGUUAUGUCUGCUUCAAGUUGUGGCCACUUUCCUGUUGAUUGGUUACGAAACGCCCAUAUUCUUGGUGUUCAUCGCUCCGAUUGGUUUCUUCUAUUAUUUCAUUCAGAAGUUCUAUGUCUCGACUUCCAGACAACUGAAACGACUCGAAGUGAUAACCAUUUGUUUGUGUGAACAGUCGGUCACGCGUUCGCCUAUAUAUUCGCAUUUCAGUGAAACCCUUUCGGGUGUCAGUACUAUAAGAGCUUACGACUCGACUCGACGAUUCAUCGCUGAGUCCAAUCAGAAAGUGGAUUACAAUCAAGUCUUUUAUUAUCCCAGUGUUUGUGCCAAUCGAUGGCUCGGCAUUCGGCUCGAGCUCUGCGGCAAUUUUAUUACACUUUUCGCGUCAGUGUUUGCGGUCUACUAUCGCGACGACUUUCGCUCAAAUCCCGGUUUUGUCGGUUUGAUUAUUACUUAUGCAUUAAGUGUUACGCAAACACUCAAUUGGUUGGUUCGCAUGACAUCCGAAAUGGAGACCAAUAUUGUGUCCGUCGAGCGAAUCAAUGAAUACUGUGAUAACCCAACAGAAGCCGAGUGGGAGAGCGAUGCCAACAAUAAGCCGCCCAACGAGUGGCCCAAUAAUGGAUUGAUUGAGUUCGACAACUACUCGAUUCGAUACCGUCCCGGACUUGAUCUCGUCUUACGCGAUAUCAACACUAAAAUCGAGCCCUUGGAAAAGAUAGGAAUCGUCGGCCGAACCGGUGCUGGAAAGUCGUCGUUAACUCUGGGUUUGUUUCGAUUAUUAGAGGCGGCGAACGGAAAGAUUAUUAUCGACGGCAUUGAUAUCAGUAAAUUAGGACUUCACGAUCUCCGGUCCAGACUUACUAUUAUACCACAGGAUCCGAUUUUAUUUUCGGGAACCAUUCGAACCAAUUUGGAUCCAUUUAAGAUUUAUACUGACGACCAAAUAUGGACCGCUUUAGAGCACUCGCAUCUCAAACACCAUAUUAAAGGUCUUGACGCAGAGCUCGAACACAAAGUGACUGAAGGCGGAGAGAAUCUAUCGCUCGGACAAAGACAACUCAUAUGUUUAGCGCGAGCAUUGCUGCGAAAGAGCCGUAUCCUAGUUCUGGACGAAGCGACGGCUGCUGUGGAUCUCGAAACCGAUUCCUUAAUACAGACGACGAUUCGCAAGGAGUUUAAGGACUGCACUAUUCUGACGAUCGCUCACAGACUCAACACAAUCAUGGAUUCCAAUCGUGUGUUAGUUCUCGAGAAGGGUUUAGUCGGAGAGUUUGAUUCGCCCAAUAAUUUACUCCAAAACCAAAACACUAUCUUCUAUUCGCUCGCAAAAGACGCCCGACUUAUCAAUUGAAUAGCACUUUAAUUCCAGUUUAAAAACAUGCAUUGAAUGCCAUUCAAAUUGCCGAUCAUCUAUGUGUUAGUUUGUCGUCAUUAGCGCACUAUUUAUGUUUCAAAGGAUUAUUUCAUUGUCUCAA
Messenger RNA from Medioppia subpectinata, 4315 nucleotides. Lineage: Eukaryota; Metazoa; Arthropoda; Arachnida; Sarcoptiformes; Oppiidae. The record is from the annotation of a GenBank genome assembly.